Molecule: messenger RNA, 1591 nt
Organism: Sceloporus undulatus (fence lizard)
Lineage: Eukaryota; Metazoa; Chordata; Lepidosauria; Squamata; Phrynosomatidae
Product: beta-2-glycoprotein 1-like
Exons: 7
Source: RefSeq, a predicted model, not a curated record
AAUGCUUUGUCCUUUUUAGUCUGUCCUAGACCACCUGCAGUACCAUUUGCUUCUGUCAGUAUAGCCAAAGCAGAAUACAAUGUUGGAGAAAAAAUUAUAUACCACUGUCAGCCUGGGUAUCUUUAUCAGUCAGGCAAAUGGAGAUAUACCUGCCCUUUCACUGGCAGAUGGCCUUCUAUUUCCAUAAAAUGUGUAGCACCCAAAAAAUGCAACCAACCUGAACCCUUGAUGAAUGGAAAUGUACAUUUCACAGGCCUUGACUUUAUGAAUUUUGCAAAUUAUUCAUGUGAUUCUGGGUAUAUUCUACGAGGCUAUGAAAGCAGACUAUGCCAGGCAGAUGGGCAAUGGAGUGAAAAGCUUCCUAAAUGUCAUCCUGUGAUUUGCCCUCCACCACCAGUUUCGGAGUUUUCAGUCCUUUCUUACCAAAGACUUAAGCCAGGAAACAUAUCAGUCUUCCAAGAUGAAAUCAAUUUUCAGUGUUUAUUGCCUUAUGUUCUAUUUGGAAAUGAAACAGCUGUCUGUCAGGCUGAUGGGAAUUGGAGUGCACUUCCAGAAUGCAAAGCUGUGGAGUGUUCACAACCAGAAGAUAUAGAAAAUGGAUAUAUAUAUUUGCUUCUUCGCAGAGCAUAUCGUUACAAAGAAACUGUUACCUAUGGUUGUAAUCCAACAUAUGUCCUGGAUGGCCCUACAGAAUCCAGAUGUGAGAAGACAGGCCAGUGGUCAACAAAACCAAUUUGCAGAGCUCCAUGUGCAAUUCCUGUCAAAAAAGCCACUGUGUUGUACAACAACCAGAAAGUAAAGUUGCAAGACCAUUUCCAGAAUGGAAUACAACAUGCUGAGAGCAUCUGGUUUUUCUGUAAAAACAAAGAACAGAACUGUAGUUAUAAAGUAGCUGCUCAGUGUGAUGAUGGCAAUUUUACAGUCCCUGCCUGCUUCAAAGAACGUGGAUGGUUUGCGUCCUACUUCAAAACAGACAUAGCAGACUUGUCACCAUGCGAGACUGCUAACUGAAAAGGCUAUAUCCAAGUGUUGAUAAAAGAUGAAGUAUACAGAUGAAGCAUUGAAGUUUCUCCUAGAUCACAUCUACUAGCAAUGUAAACACAUUGUAGCCAGUUUAUCCUAAACAGGCUUUAAAAAACAGCAAUGCUACUUUUGCAUUUAAGAUACGUAAUCUUUUGUGCAUUUUCCCCUCACAUUAUAUUUUAAGUUCCAUGUGCUCAGUUUUCUUAAAGCAUACUACCAUGUAGAGGUUAAUGUAAUGGAAAAGAAACUUAUACUAAAGAUACUGUGUUAGCAAUAGUGCUUUGGUCUAGAUCAGCAUUACUUUUCUUUCAUACUUGUUUAUACAGAUUUUUGGUUUUAAUGUAACUGCACCAUAAUCUGUUGUUAUGUAUUCUAUUAUUUACCUAGUGAGCUGUAGCAAUACAAAUAGACUUCAAAAGUAAAACCAGCAGUAGCAGUGAGGUGGUGUUUGGAGAAGAAUUCAGAAGAGUGAAAGAAGAGUAGAAUGUGUUUGUGUAGAUUAGACAAAGAGAGGGCAGUAACUGUUCUGUAGGAAUGCAUAUUAAAUAAAAUGCACGGUUUAUAUUAA